Cuculus canorus (common cuckoo) is the source of this 3791-nucleotide messenger RNA. RefSeq names its product hydroxymethylglutaryl-CoA synthase, mitochondrial. The coding region runs from base 3263 to 3727 and encodes 154 amino acids. The record is from RefSeq and is a predicted model, not a curated record. The transcript is spliced from 6 exons. Gene Ontology annotation, cellular component: mitochondrion. Gene Ontology annotation, biological process: acetyl-CoA metabolic process. Lineage: Eukaryota; Metazoa; Chordata; Aves; Cuculiformes; Cuculidae. Gene Ontology annotation, molecular function: hydroxymethylglutaryl-CoA synthase activity.
GAGGAUUCUGGGUCUCUUGGUCAGCUAAGAAAGGGGACAGUAACCAGCAGCCAAGCUAGACAUACUGGGAAGUAGGAGGAGGGACUGGGAUGGGGCCUUUCUGAGAUGCUUUGAGUAAGAGCUCUUGCACACCUUGGACUCUGGGAGCCAGGGCUUUUGUGUGGCUGUUAGAAAGGUCAUGGGCAAGCAUGGAUCAGGCAGCAGUGAGUGGAGAUGUGGCUUCAUUUGCCUUUUCAGGUCCUGCUUGCUUCCCUGGGCCGUUGCUGCUCCUGCAGCCCAGAGGAAGACCCUUGUCCCUGGAGCUGAGGCAGCCUCCCUGGCUUCAGCUUGACAGGCAGCUGAUGCGUGAAGAGGUGUGAUUCUCCAGCCUCAAACAGGGAACCUCAGCUCCUCUACCCUGUUUCCAGACUUAAAAAGAUCGACUUGAACAAUCAGAACAAAUUGAUGAUGGCUGCAUGCCUGUUUUGAGCAGGGAGGUCCACUGAAGCCUUGGGCUAUGCCAGUGCUCACCUCAUUGCUUUCCAGCUCUUGCUGCAGACUCAAAUUGAGCCGAUAGCUGAGUUAUGACUCCUUGCAGGGAUGAGGUUGCUGGGGGCAUUGUAAGUGUUUAAUAUUCAAACAGCACAGCUCUUUUAUCUUCUAGUAGAGCCAGAUUGGCAAGUACAAACCUCCAGGAGGCUUUCAUCCAUGUUCUCCCACAGUUUGCACAUCUGUGCCAAAGUUUAGCAAGCUCUGCUGUGUCUCUGGCAACAAUGUAAAGUUUGCUGGUGCUCAGGCUGAGACUUGACUCUCUGUCUCUUCCGGGACCACGCAUGCCUCUUCCCCUGCCUGGGGCUUGGCAAAACUUGUUGUGUUGCAUGCAAACGAGCCUAAUUGAACCAACCAGGUAGGGACCUGGGGCACCCUUUGUCCUAACCAAGCAGCAAUGGAGUAGGUCAAGCUCCUUUGGGGAACAUUUUUAUGUUUUUUUCAUGCAGUGAGGCGGGAGUCCUGUCUUCUGGAGGGGGGUUGCUGUGCUUGAAGUUUCCCCGACUAGAUAGCGGUCAGCCGCAGUGUUUGGACACAAGACAGCUUUACUCCUUUGAUUGUGGUGGGUGCCUUGCAAGCUGGCCGAGAAGUCUCAGGGUGCAGCAGCAGUAUGUCCCAGCUGUGUAGGCAAAGGAGACAGGUCUGAUUCUCCUCCCUGCUCAGGGCUAAUGCCAGACCUGCCUCUUCACAUUGGCAUGGAGGUGCUCCCUGUGGGUGUAGGAGCACUCAAAUGUGUUUUGGUAAAUGCUGCCACAAAGGAGCUGUGGGAGAUCCCUGGGGGACAUGGCUUGAGCCUGGCUGCCAGAACUAGCAGCUUCAGCCAGCUCCAAGCCCUCUGUGUUGGGGGAAGUGAGGCUCAGCUCUGAUGCUGGAUCCUCUUCUGGUCGUUGCCUCCUGGGUAGCUCCCUAUGGCUGCCUCUGAGGGUCUUUGGGAGGGCUGGGGGAAGAGCCGGGUAUCGGCUGUAGCUGGUAGCAGCAAGGUGCUGGGCAGGAGCUGGCAGCUUUGCAGGGAACCCCAGGACAGACAGCGGGAAGAGCUUUCAAAGCUGCUUCAGUAUGUUAGGAGCUAGCAAAGCGAUGCUCCAGAGCAGGGUGGUUGAAGCAGUAGGGUAGGUGAGCUUCAGCCGUGUCCUACCAGUGCUGAGAGGACAGCCUAGGGUGAGGAGCGAAGGGUGUGCCCCACUGUGCCAAAGAGCUCUUGGCUGUGGGGUGGUGGCAGCCCCCUCUGCGGCUCCAUGCUAGCAGCAGCCUCCAUGGGGCCAGGGCUGCAGGUGCCCACGUGGGGCAGGGCAGUGGGGCUGCUGCCUCGGGGCCUGCCCUUCCUCCUGGAGGGAUGUAGAAUGACGAAGCCCUGCGUCACCACUGUGCGUGGGUGCUGGGCACCCCCACUGCUAUCUGAUGACACCCGGCAGCCCCCGACCACAGGCUGUUCCCACAUCCCUGUGUGCCGCAUCCUGCUGACAGCCGUCCCUGAGCUGUUCAAACAAGGGUGGCGCAUGGCAGCGCUGGGCAGGGUGUGGGGCCUGGCCGCCUGCCAUCCCUCGGGCCAGGAUGCAAGCAAUGCCAUUGGUUUGGUACCCACUUGCAGCAGGGAUGCUCUGGCCGGGACCAGGGCAGCCUACAGUGGGGCUCAUUCCUACCAGCCCCUGGUGUGGCUGGGGCUGGGCCUGCGGGCAUCCCUACCUGGUGCCUGGCUGCUCUCUGCCAUGAGGUUACCUCUGUGUUUGUCUUAGUAAUUAACGCUAAUUGCAAGGGGUUUAUUGACCAACUAGGAGAGGUUCUUCCUGUCUUUUCUGGAGAAACAUGGAAAGCAAACAGAGAUUGGAGAUCUGGACUGCUUUCCAACAAAGGAGGGGGGAGCAGGGGGGAGGCAGCAGUAAGAUUGUUAUGAUUGAAAUCACCUGAGCUGGGCAAACACUGAUGCUGGUGAGCUAUAAAGGGCAGCUCUUCUCCCCACAAGAAGCCAUUAUUCCGUCUGGUCUCAAGACAGCAGGUGAGGAAGGGGGCCCUCCGGGGCAGCUGGGGCCUUCAGAUGCUCAUAGGCAAGUGGGAGCUGGUCCUAGCCCAGCAGCCCCCAGGGGAGAUAAGUGCAGCCCUUGCUGGAUGGGGCAGGCUGACACGAUGCAAUUUUUGGCCCUACAUUGACUUUUGUUGCAGUUGCUUUGAGGGGAAGAUGAGCUGAGUCUGCAGAUCAGCCCCUGUGCCCGGGGAUUAGCCCAGAUAAAGGGGAACUGUGCUGAUGUGGCUGAUUCACCUCCCCUGGCCUGGGUCUGGCAGCACUGUGAGCUCAAGGAGGGGCGUGGAAACGAUCCUGUGCCCGCAGCCCCUUGAUCCCCAGUGCUGCCUGUGCUGUUGCUGCUGAUGCCAGGGCAGGGCUGGGGUUCCCCCACCUGUGCUCAUGGCAAGCCCUCUCCCCAUGUCCCCACUGAGCUUGGCUCACCCAGAUACCUCCACCAAGGCUGGGAUUGGGACCCCCGCUGCUAGCGUGGGCUGGGGACCCCAGGCUGUGCCUGGGGUAUAGGAUGCAGACACAGGGCAGCGACCUGUGUUGUGGAGGGGAAAGGGAGGCAUGGACCCCAGGGCUCUGCCAUCUCCUCCGGCUGGCUGAAAGGAGCCAGGGUGAGUCCAUAGUAUGGCAGGUUUGCAUCCCCUGAGUGCAGGUGGCAUCCCGUUCCCGAAGGACCUGGGGUGAUCCCUGAGCUCUCGCAGUAGACACUGUCCAGGAGUAAGGAGGAUGGUGGCAGCGGCCAGACUCACCCUCCUGCUGCUGGGCAGCGUGGGAUUCCUGUGGCCAGCUGGUGCCUGGUACAUAGACUAUUGCCCCAAAGGCUGGUCCUACUACAAGCUAAGCUGCUUCAGGUACUUCCGUCAGCUCCAGAGCUGGGAUGAGGCUGAGAGGCAGUGCCAGGGCAGCCACCCCGGUGCCCAGCUGGCCUGGGUGGAGGAGCCCCAGGAAGCAGACACCUUGCGCAGGGCCAUCUCAUACUACCAGCGCGCGCAGCCUGUCUGGCUCGGUCUCCACUACAGCAACGAGAGCCAGGCCUGGAAGUGGGUGAAGGGGGGCAAGUACAGCAUCACCAGUGGGCUGGCUGGAAACGGUGCCCGUGGGGGGAACUGCGGCAUGCUGACCCACCUCAGCGGCUUCACCCUGUGGUCCAGUGCCGACUGCGCACAGCAGCAUCACUACAUCUGCAAGUGACCAGAGUGAAGAUGCUGCGCUUGGUCAGCCGUGCUGCAGGCUGCUGGGGGGCGAGGCAGGCACC